This is a messenger RNA of Nestor notabilis (Kea), 4635 nucleotides long. RefSeq names its product FYVE, RhoGEF and PH domain containing 5 (gene FGD5). Gene Ontology annotation, cellular component: cytoplasm. The record is from RefSeq and is a predicted model, not a curated record. The transcript has 21 exons. Gene Ontology annotation, molecular function: guanyl-nucleotide exchange factor activity; metal ion binding. The coding region runs from base 115 to 4635 and encodes 1506 amino acids. Lineage: Eukaryota; Metazoa; Chordata; Aves; Psittaciformes; Psittacidae.
ACAAAGCCACCACUAGCACCGAAACCAAAGAUUAUUGGUCAUCUUUCUCCAGUAACUGUCUCCAAAUUUUCUCCUUCACUGCCAAGGGCUGAUAUUCUUCAUAACCCAAACUCUAUGUUGAGGGGUCCCAAACCACCUAUUGCUCCCAAGCCAAAAUUCUCAGCUGACACUGAGGGCAAAUCAGGUGUUUAUACCAACAAUAACUUAAAUAAACGCUCAAAUGCAAACCUGGUAUGUCUUGAUGGAGAGCUGUAUGAAGGAAACCAAUGCAAUGCUGAUUGCCCAGAAUCUGAGGCAGAUAAUGAAUACAUUGUAGUUCCUGAAGCUCAGCUGACCAGCAAAGUCUGUAAUGACUUGGAACAUGAGCGUGAUCAGAACCUAGAUUCCUCUCCGGAGAAUGAAGUCUUGGGAACUCCAGAAGAGGCAGAGAAGGAAGAGAAUAACAUUGCUAACGAUGAGGAUACCAGUGAUCGAGAAGUCACUGAAGAUGAGAACCAUAACUCUUCAGAUAUUGCUGAACCAAUGGAACCACACUCUGAAGAGUCAACCAGAGACUGUGACCAGUCUGAAGCACUUUGUGUGGAGCCCUCAAAUGCCCCUGCUGGGGAUAGUGAUGCUUCCAAAAAUGUAGAUGAGGAAGAGGAAGAUGAAGGUAAUUGUAGUGAAACCAAAAACAAGGAGGAAACUUCUAACAACCUGGAACUGGUUAAGGACAACAGUGAUUUUAAGACUGACACUGAUAAUAUUUUAAGUAGGCAUGAGGAACAAAUGGGUGAUAUGCAUAAAGAUACCACUGUAAUGCCACUACCUGCAGAUCAAUCAAUCCCAAGUUGUGAGAAGGCAGGACAGGAGGAGGAGGAACUGCUGGAGAUUUUAGAAAAGGGAGAUGGGUGUCUAGCACAUGAUGGUGACCACCACAGUGCACAUGCAAAGCUUGAUUUGAACACAGAAGGGGAGUUAGAAAAUGAUGGCUGUGCAAGCCCCAACAUGCUGCCAGAUGAGGCCAAUGAAGAAAUUGCUCCUGGCUUAGAACCAUGUAAAGAUGAACCCAGUGCUGAGGGUGGUUUAGGAGAGUCCAUCCAUCAAACGGUAGCUGAAGAGGAGGAAGCAGACCCAAAUGAGCACAAUAAUACAAACACAGGAAAUGCCAGUGUUGGCUGCCAAAUCACUGAGAGGAGAGGUGAGAAGACAUUAGAGGUAGCCUGUGAAGCAAGCAAAGACUGUGGGAAAGGAGAAGAAGAAACUGUGAAUGCAGAGAGUAUGGAUGAUAGCUGUCAAAUUGCUCUGUGUGAAAAUGAAUGUGAUGAGGAAAUACCUAUGGAACAUUCAGAGGAGAAUCUUCAAACAGAAGGGACCUCACUGGCUGAAGAUGGUGUGAUCUCUGAAAGUCUACCUACUAAUCCAGGGAUGGGGCCAGAGUUGGAAAAUGUGACUGUUGAAGAGCAUGGUGAAUGUAUGGUGGAAACCUCUAAGUCAGAUAAGCUGCAACUUGAAGACAAUGAGGUGGAAGCAAACAGCCUCAGCCAAAGUGUCCCAAGUCCAUCUCAACUGAUACUACUUGAGGAAGACUUAGAAGUCUGUAAGCAUGGCGAAAUGAACAUAGAAUGUGGGGCCAGACGUGUCUUGCAUGAAAAUCUAGCAGUCCCUGAAGUGGUGAUUGUGCCUGAAGAAUCAGAGGAAAAAGAAACGAGCAGUGAUUCCCUAGAUGACCCUUAUGUGCUUCCCACGGAAAAUGAAAUUGCUUAUGAUGGGCAGGCUGAUUUAGGAGCUGAUCACAAUAAACGGGACGAAUUAGGCACGGAUGGUGAAAACAACUUGCUGCCCAUUGAUCGUAAAAGCAUUGUCACUAGAACACGGUCGCUCUCUGGGAAAAUGCCAGGCUAUGUCCCAGAAACAGUUCCAGAAGAAAAUGGACCUGAAACUGAUUUGCCAUCUUCCCACAAUGGCCCUGGGACAGAUUUAAGCAAUAGCUUUUUUUCAGUGGAAGGGAAACCAGUGGAAGCCAACAGAGCAUUACCAACGAAGUCAAGACGUUUCCUUUUAUAUCCUCGAUCUUACUCUGUUGAGGGGAGAGAGAUACCUGUCUCUGUUUACAGAGAAAGUGAUGGCUGUGUACUGGACGAUGGUAGAAUAAAAAGGACAGAAGACAACUUGUCGUUGCCUUGUGUCAAUGGUUCCUCAGGUAGUUUUUCACAGAGAAAUCAUCCUUCGUCAUGUGGCAUAUCUCCUCCAUCCUCAGUUGUGGAUAUACCACCUCCUUUUGAACUUGCCUACAUCACCAAAAAGCCAAUUACUAAAAGUUCCCCUUCACUUUUGAUAGAGAAUGAUUCACCUGAUAAGUAUUCCAAGAAAAAGAAAUCUUCCUUUAAGAGGUUCCUCACUCUAAAGUUCAAGAAAAAAGCUGAAAGUAAAGUCCAUGUAGAUGUUAAUGUUUCCUCUUCAAGGUCCUCAUCAGAGUCCAGCUAUCAUGGACCUCCAAGGCUGAUGGAGCUGGACAGGAGAAGCCUAAGUAGCUCACCUCAACUAAAAUCACAUGUGGGGAAGCUCCGUGCAUCUGAGUCUCCCUCAGCUGUUCUUUUCUAUAAGGAUAGUAAAAGAAAAGGAACACCCAAGUCCUUCAUUCCUGCUAUGAGCUCCGACUAUGAAAACAUACAAAUUCCUCCUCGAAGAUCCAUCAGAGCAGGAACUUUUACUGAAUUUUUUGAAGAUCCCAGCAGGGCAGUAUCUGCUGCUAAUGAGAAUGACGGCUAUGUGGAUAUGAGCAGCUUCACUGGCUUUGAGAACAAGCAGCAGAUCACAGACCAGGAAACAGAAAGUGCCUACACGGAGCCCUACAAGGUGUGCCCAGUCUCUGUCAUACCGAUGGAGGUUGUCACAUCAGAUGAGGAACAGAAGAGUUCAGAAGAUGAGGAGAGCAGCCCUGGUGAUCCCAGCCUCAUCAACAAGAAAGAAGGCCAGUCCAGAGCUUACCUCAUUGCCCAGGAGCUGAUGUCUUCAGAAAAAGCAUAUGUGGAGAUGCUCCAGCUGUUAUAUAUGGAUUUCUAUGAAGGUAUCUUGAAAGUGCUUGAAGGAGGAGAUGAAAAUGAACAGGAAGAAGUUAAACUCAAGCAGGGCUUAAGUGAACUUCCUGAAAUAUAUGAAUUACACCAAGACAUCCUGGGAGAACUGGAAGAAAGAGUCCUUAAAUGGGAGGAACACCAGAAAGUUGCUGAUGUUUUUCUCUCCAGAAAAUCAAGGCUGAAUUGCCACACAGCAUACAUUAUGCAGUUUGAUAGGAAUUUGGCUUUGCUAGAUGAAACCUGCCUUAAAUAUUCCCAACUGGCUGCCAUAAUUCAGGAGUUUGAGCAGAGCUCUGGUGACAGUCCUCGGAGUGUGAAGCACCAGCUUUUGAAAGUGGUGCAGCGUGUCUUCCAGUAUCGUGUUCUGCUCACAGAUUACUUGAAUAAUCUUUGCCCUGAUUCUACAGAGUAUGAAGCCACACAAGCUGCCUUAUUCAUCAUUUCUGAAAUCACAGACCGAGCCAAUGACAGCAUGCUCCAAGCGGAAAACUUGCAGAAGCUGGUACACAUUGAGCACAGCGUGAGAGGGCAGAGCGGUCUCCUCCAGCCAAGAAGGAUCUUUGUUAAAGAGGGAACUCUGAUGAAAGUCUCUGGCAAACACAGACACCCUCGGCACUUGUUCUUGAUGAAUGAUGUCCUGCUGUACACAUAUCCCCAGAAGGAUGGCAAAUACCGACUGAAAAACACCUUUGCUGUGUCAGGCAUGAAGGUCAGCCGCCCAAUGACAGAAAAAGCCCAAAAUGUCCUGAAGAUUGAAUGUGAUGAAUACUGCCUGACCCUGUCCGCAAGCUCUUGCUCGGAAAGGGAUGACUGGUACAGCUGCAUCAGCAGACACAUCCCAGAUGACUACAAAGCUCACAACACUUCCACUUUUCACAGCAGCGUGGAGCUAAGGGAAAGGCUUGGAAUACCCUUGGGUGAGAGGCCUCCCACUCUGGUACCUGUAUCCCAUGUCAUGAUGUGCAUGAACUGUGGCUGUGACUUUACCCUCACUUUGAGACGACAUCAUUGCCAUGCAUGUGGGAAGAUUGUAUGUCGAAAUUGUUCAAGAAACAAGUACCCUAUGAAGUACCUCAAAGAUCAAGCAGCCAAAGUCUGUGAUAGCUGCUAUGUGGAACUUAAGAAAAGAGAGCGGCCACUAAGUGUGAGCUUCCCUCCAACUUCAUCCAAGUGUUCAAGCAGUGCCUUCUCCUCUGUCUUCCACAAUAUUCAUUAUUCAUCUUUUAAGAAACAGAAGAAAAUCCCUUCGGCUCUUAUGGAGGUGGCAGCCUCAGGAGAGGGAGCUACCAUCAGCGGUUACCUCAGCAGAUCUAAGAGAGGCAAAAGACACUGGAAGAAACGCUGGUUUGUUAUCAAAGGCAAAGUCCUCUACACCUACAUAGCAAAUGAGGACAAAGUUGCCACAGAAAGUUUGCCUUUGUUGGGUUUCACCAUCACCCCAGAAAAGGAGGAAGGAAGCAUGGAUACAGUUUUCCAUCUCUACCACAAGCACACUCUCUUUUACAGCUUCCGAGCAGAGGAUAACAAUUCAGCACAGAGGUGGAUUGAAGCCAUGGAAGAAGCAUCCAUAUUAUAG